CUGUUUUUUUUUUUUGGUAAACAAAAUGAGCGCGGUGUAGAUGGAAAAUCUAGCGGAAAAUUAUACACUUUUUACCAUCAUUUAUAAAGCAAUCAUUUUAGCUACUAGCAGUCGCAAAAAAAUAGCACCAGAGAAAAAAUUGAAAGAAAAAAGUACAUCAUUAGUUGUUCCAUCAACAAAACUGACAAUGAGCAAUAACAAAAGAAGGAAAAUAGAACUGCCAACGAUACCAUGUAGCUGGAUUGGCUGCACGGUACAAUGUAAUAACGAUUGGGAAUUAAAUGGCCAUAUCGAAAUGCACUUGGAAAACCUCAAACCGGAUACUGAGGGAAAAUAUAACUGUGUUUGGGGAGCCUGUGAGUAUAGCACCGAGUGUAUAACGCAGAUCCAUAGACAUAUCUUCUAUCAUGGUUACUACAAUGGUCUUUUGGUAUUGGGUAAGUACGAGCUUGAAAAUAAUACCCAAAUACCACGAUGCAAUGCUCCACCACGAGAAUGUGACAAAAUACCUGAAUUGAAUACCAACUUUCGCUGUGAAUGGACAGAUUGUGAGCGCACCUUUAUAUCUAUUGUAGAAUUUCAAGACCACAUUGUACAGCAUGCUUCUUUUGAAUAUGAGAUACAAAAAUCGCCCGAUGACGAGAGGCCUAAAAUACAGUGUAAUUGGAAUUUUUGCAAAAAACAAAUGGACAAUAAAUAUCGGCUAAUCGAACAUAUACGCACACACUCGAACAAAAAACAAGUGGCCUGUUUUCAUUGUGGUGAAUUAUUUAGGACAAAGACUACACUGUUUGAUCAUCUUAGACGUCAACCAGAUAAUAAUACUCAAAAAUACCAAUGUGCCCAAUGUUUUAAAUAUUUUGCUACUGAAAAGUUAUUACGUUCCCAUAUGAUUAAACAUGUCAAUUGUUUCAAAUGCAGUAUGUGUGAUAUGACUUGUUCUUCCGCCAGUGCUUUAGCCACCCAUGUACGUUAUCGUCAUCUUAAGGAUAAACCUUUUAAAUGUGUGGAAUGUGAAUACCGUUGUGUCCGAGAGUCAGAUCUUAAUCAACAUGUCCAGCUGGUGCAUAGUCAGGAGGUGCAUCGUUGUGAGGAACCCGGUUGUACUUAUGCUGUUAAAACAUUUCAAGCUUUAAGAAGACACUAUUUGGAAAUUCACAAAAAUACAACAUUUAUCUACAUAUGUCAUUGUUGUGAUAAACCAUUUAAGAAUGGCAAAACUUUAUCGUCGCAUUUGAUUAAAAAACAUGACUUUCAACUACCAUCCGGCCAUCGUCGGUUUACCUACCGUAUUGAUGAAAAUGGAUUUUAUCGUUUAGAAACCACACGUAUCGAAAGCCUUGAGGUGACUGAACAAAUACUAACACCAAACUCAUUUGAAACAACAACUGAAAUUACCCAGGAUAGCAGUUGUUAUGAAAUUGUUUCGAAAACUAAUAAACAAGAUGCCGCCCAACGUAUUAUUGUAUCGAAUGAUAGCAAUGAUAAUAAACUUAUAGGUGAAGUUGUUAUAUCUCUACCCUGUUUGGAUUGAUUUAUAGCUACAAUUGCAGAAAAUUCAUUCUUUAGGCUGUUUUAAUUAUUAAACAAUUCCUCUUUUUUUUCUUAAUUAUUAUUUUUUUCUAGUUAUUAAAAUUAAAAGUUAUAAAGUUCGAAUCAAUUAUUAAAUCAUAUUAUUAGUAACCACAACAUAUAGAUUACCAACAUACAUAUAAAAAUCUUUAAUCAUUUUAGAAAGAGUUAGUUAAAUUAUAAGCAAUUUUUAAGCUACACAUAUGAAUGAUAUGUUAUCAUCAUAACGAAACCAAAAUACUAUUUAAAAAAAAUUACCAAGAUU
Messenger RNA from Lucilia cuprina (Australian sheep blowfly), 1837 nucleotides. It is a transcript of the gene Hinfp, whose product is annotated as histone H4 transcription factor. The record is from RefSeq and is a predicted model, not a curated record. The coding region runs from base 41 to 1534 and encodes 497 amino acids. Gene Ontology annotation, biological process: regulation of transcription by RNA polymerase II. NCBI's taxonomy places the organism in Eukaryota, Metazoa, Arthropoda, Insecta, Diptera, Calliphoridae. Gene Ontology annotation, cellular component: nucleus. Gene Ontology annotation, molecular function: DNA-binding transcription factor activity, RNA polymerase II-specific; RNA polymerase II transcription regulatory region sequence-specific DNA binding. The transcript has 3 exons.